AUGUCACUUUCAGAUAAAACUGUGAAAUCGCUACGACAGUUACUUAAGGAGAAAUACACAGCUGAAGAUGAACUCAAUGAAUCCAUAGCACUAUCAAGUAUGCGAUUUCAUCCGUCACAAGAGUUAGAGUCUCAACCACUAAGCCAGCGGUCCCUGCUCAAAACUAAAUUAAUUCAACAUAGUGAUGAGGAUGCUCCAAGUUACAAUCGUGUGCUUAUAUCAAAAUUAUCAUGCAAAAAAAUUUCCAAUUGUGCAAUUCGUGGGGGGGAUAUCGAAAUUAUGGGUAUAUUAAUGGGAUUUACAAUAAAAGACCAUAUUAUUGUGAUGGACUGUUUUGAUCUUCCUGCAGUAGGAACAGAAACUCGGGUAAAUGCACAAUUGGAAUCAUACGAAUACAUGGUUCAAUACAUUGAUGAAAUGUAUAAUCAUGAUGAUAACGGCGGUGACACACGAGGUUAUAAGGGGGCAAAACUUAACGUCGUUGGUUGGUUCCAUUCACAUCCUGGUUACGACUGUUGGUUAAGUAAUAUAGACAUCCAAACUCAGGAUUUGAAUCAAAGAUUUCAAGAUCCAUAUGUGGCAAUUGUGGUAGAUCCCUUGAAAAGCUUGAAAAAUGGAACCUUAAGAAUGGGUGCAUUUAGGACAAUGGCAAAUCAAAAUGGUGACAAUAAUUCACCCUCCUAUUAUGAACUAGACACGAUAAUUUUUGAUUCAGAUUUGAAUCGGGCAUUAUUUGAAACAAAAUUAAAAUUAAAUUGCGUAGUAGAGGAAGAUGAUUCAGAACAAGUAUAUUUAAAUAGGUUGAUUGAUUCGAUGAAGCAGUACAGCUAUCUAGUGGAUUCCAGAAAUGUAAGAACAAGGAUGAAGUUAGCUACUACUCACGAAGAGGUUAACGACGAGAGCAAAAAAAUAAUUGACGAUCAGAAUCAUUCAACAAGAUCACAGUUCUACUGCAAUACCCAGAAGGGGGACAGUACUGAAACAAGCUCCUUUGUCAGUAUGCUUUCAGGGGAUAACACCAGUGAUGUAGAUAUGGAGGAUAGAAACCUCACCGAAUUCGAUAGUACGGACACCAGUCUGUUCACAAGUAUUGAGCCGAGUCUUCAUGUAAAUCACACGGAAAGAAACAGCAGAUCUAAUGAAAACUUCCAUAAUUUAAGAAGUCGUUUCAACAUCACUCAGGAGAGACCUAAUGAUGAAUGCAAUGAUCUACUACAAAGAAACGUGUUGGAGGCAGAUUAUGCAAGAGCAAAAAACCGAAUACUUGCUUCAAAGAUAAAGCAGUACGAACGAUUGCGGUUUUACAAGGACACUUUCACGCUCUAA
This is a messenger RNA of Saccharomyces kudriavzevii IFO 1802, 1326 nucleotides long. It is a transcript of the gene RRI1, whose product is annotated as COP9 signalosome catalytic subunit RRI1. Gene Ontology annotation, biological process: protein deneddylation. Bases 1 to 1326 code for a protein of 441 amino acids. Lineage: Eukaryota; Fungi; Ascomycota; Saccharomycetes; Saccharomycetales; Saccharomycetaceae. The transcript has a single exon. Gene Ontology annotation, molecular function: deNEDDylase activity; metallopeptidase activity; protein binding. Gene Ontology annotation, cellular component: COP9 signalosome; cytoplasm. The record is from RefSeq and is a predicted model, not a curated record.